Zootermopsis nevadensis is the source of this 1623-nucleotide messenger RNA. RefSeq names its product zinc finger FYVE domain-containing protein 21. Gene Ontology annotation, molecular function: metal ion binding. Lineage: Eukaryota; Metazoa; Arthropoda; Insecta; Blattodea; Termopsidae. The record is from RefSeq and is a predicted model, not a curated record.
UCUGACAGUUACACCAAACUAAUUUGAAUCAGGGGAGAAAUAAUAAUAUCUUUGUACGAAUGCGCUAACACUAAUUAAUUUAACUAAAUGGAAUGAACGCAGGUUGUAGAAAUUGGCAUAACUGAUCAGAACCAUUUAAAAAUGGAAGCUGUAUGUUCUAAGAAGUUGAUUAAAUCGAAAUCUGGAUUGAGAAUUGUAGUUACAAAUGAUAAAUUCAGGAGCCCUUUUUUACUGUGUGAACCUCAGUGGACUCCAGACAGUGAGAGCACAAACUGCACAGCAUGUAAGGUGAAAUUUGACUUUGUAACAAGAAGGCACCAUUGUCGCCGUUGUGGACUGAUAUACUGUGGGUCGUGUUGUGAAUCUAAGAUGGGGCUUCCUCGAAUGUGCUUUGUAGAUCCAGUUCGUGUUUGCAACAGAUGUGCUUUUGUUACAAACAAGGAAAGUGAUUUCUUUGAUCGACAAUUGAAAACACUAACCAGUGGUGCUACUUUCCUCCUGGAUCAGAGACUUUCAGCUUGUCCAGAUUCUGUCAACUCUCUUGUUUGCAAGCUGUCACAAGAUCACAGAUAUCUAGUGUUUGAGGGCAGGACAGCAGACUCUGUGAGUUCAGUAGAAUUGCAUCAGGUGAAAACACUUGGUGUUGCACGGGAUCCUGACACUGCAGACAGUGAGGAGGAGCUGAAAGGAAUAAGCAGUGUGGAGAUUGUAUACACAGAUGGCAGUCAGCAGAAUGAACAGCGAGUAAAACUUUGUUCAGGGCCAGAGCCUCAUCGCAAGCUUGCCAAUGCUUGGAUUGAUGCUAUCCAACAAGUAUGUUGCAUUCAAAUUGCUGUACGAAUGUCGCUCAGAUAAUAGUGACUGAAUCUCAUGGAAUCACAAGUACUGCACAUAAAGUAUUACUAUAUUUCCAAAAUAAUAUUUCAUAGUUUCUCUUUUUACAUUUAUUGAUUUAUGUGGGACUGUGGGUUAUUAAAUAUAGUUUAUUUGCAUGCCAUUUACAGUACAAAUAGAAGUUUAUUAAUGUUAUUUUACUUUGAUAAAUAUAUUGCUACAAAUAUAAUGUUAAAUGCAACAGCAGCCAGUCAGACAUUUUUGUCAAAAUUCAUGUUGUUUACUUUUUAAGUGGUGUGCCUCCAUAACGUAUUUUUUAACCUGUUACUACCAAGGGUACUGUUUACAGGUUGCGCAUGAAUUUCCAGGAUGUUAUGUAAAAAUUUAAUAUCGCAAUGGAGGCCUAUAUUCCUAAAAUAAGAUGCACAAGGUGUUCAAAAUGCUUAUGUACAUAUAAUUUUGCCAUCUCUUAACAUAUAUAUGAAUUACUUAAACAGAAAGCCAGUCUCUAGGCAGUCACAAGAUUUGAUCAUGGUAUUACCAAAUAACCAACCUUAUAUUACUGCCAAAAAGGUGCAAGAUUAUGUUACACUUAGCUGUUUGUCUGGAUAUAAAAUGUUUAUAAUGCAAAAAUGUAUAGAAUGUUGCUAGUUGUUUUCAAAAAGGAGCUAUAUAUACCCUGUAUACCAAAAUAAUAUAAGAGUUCCUCUGAUUAAGAAACUUAAAAAAUUUAAAAUGAAAAAAUGUAGUGUUACACAUAAAUUAAAAAUUGUUUAUCUUCCACAGUAA